Messenger RNA from Eruca vesicaria subsp. sativa (arugula), 540 nucleotides. The record is from the annotation of a GenBank genome assembly. Lineage: Eukaryota; Viridiplantae; Streptophyta; Magnoliopsida; Brassicales; Brassicaceae.
AUGGGGCUUACCCGGGAACAUAUUGUGUGUAUAUUAUUGGCAAUGGGAAUGUUUGGAGAAUCUUUAGCCUCCUCGUCGGUCCACAAGGUCGGUGGCUCCGCCGGAUGGACUACUCUCGGCAACGUCGACUACCAAAAAUGGACCUCUUCCGACAUUUUCACCGCCGGAGAUUCUCUAUGUACUUUUCACAAUGUCAAGCAAGUGAGCCGCCGUGACUUCCUCUCCUGCAACGCCACGUUAGCUGUGGCCACCUAUAAUUCCGGAUCCGAUACGGUGGCUCUUAAUACACCCGGCCACUACUACUUCCUCUGCGGCUUCCCUGGCCACUGCCAAGCUGGCCAGAAGCUCCAUGUCCUCGUCGUCGCCAUCACAUUCAGUCCGGAUCCUUCCCCUAUUCCCUCACCUUCCACAGGGUUAUCUCCAUCGCCGGCCACUGUUUCCGAAGAUUCCGCUCAAAACGCUGCCAUUUCAUUUUCAGUGUCACUGUCCACGGCUAUGAGUGGUGUUGUCGUGUUUUUGGUGGCAUUGAUGUUAUAUUAA